UUUAUUUCACUCUAGUUGGUUAAAGCAUGUAUGUUAUUGUCUUCGUUGUAUCAUAGAUAGCAAAGUUUAUGUUUUGUUUGUUGACUGACUGUGGUGCAUCUGUAUAUUCUCAUGUACUUUGUGGUUAUGGUCGGAAUGAAAACCCUCGGGAAUCCAUUUCAAAAUCAAGGCUGGAAUCUCUUAUCUGCUCUCUUUUGCUGGAAGAGCCAUUUUUUAAAAAGUGGCUUUUUUCUGAGAGAAGUAUGUCUCACAGAAAGUUUGAGCAUCCAAGACAUGGUUCUUUGGGUUUCCUUCCAAGGAAAAGAGCCAACAGACAACGUGGAAAAGUGAAGGCCUUCCCCAAAGAUGAUCCUACUAAGCCUUGCAGACUCACUUCCUUCUUGGGAUACAAAGCUGGGAUGACUCAUAUUGUCAGAGAAGUCGAAAAACCUGGAUCAAAGCUCCACAAGAAGGAAACAUGUGAAGCUGUGACUGUGAUCGAGACGCCUCCAAUGGUGGUUGUUGGCGUGGUUGGGUACGUGAAGACACCCCGUGGUCUCCGCUCUCUAAGCACCGUGUGGGCUCAGCAUCUGAGCGAGGAAGUGAGGAGGAGGUUUUACAAGAACUGGGCCAAGUCCAAGAAGAAGGCUUUCACCAGAUACUCCAAGAAGCACGAAACCGAAGAAGGCAAGAAAGACAUUCAGUCUCAGCUUGACAAGAUGAAGAAGUACUGCACCGUCGUCAGAGUUCUUGCCCACACUCAGAUAAGGAAAGUGAAAGGACUGAAGCAGAAGAAGGCUCAUCUGAACGAGAUUCAAGUCAACGGUGGAGAUGUUGCGAAGAAGGUUGACUAUGCGUAUAGCCUGUUCGAGAAGCAAGUCCCUGUAGAUGCUAUCUUCCAGAAAGACGAGAUGAUUGAUAUCAUCGGUGUUACUAAAGGGAAAGGUUACGAAGGUGUGGUGACGAGAUGGGGUGUGACGCGUCUUCCGAGGAAGACACACCGUGGUCUCCGCAAGGUGGCUUGCAUUGGAGCUUGGCACCCUGCUAGAGUCUCUUACACGGUGGCUAGAGCUGGGCAGAACGGGUACCACCACCGUACGGAGAUGAACAAGAAGAUUUACAGGCUUGGUAAAGUUGGGGAGGAGACUCACACUGCCAUGACGGAGUUUGAUAGGACGGAGAAGGAGAUUACUCCCAUGGGAGGGUUCCCGCACUAUGGGGUGGUGAAGGAUGAUUAUCUGUUGAUCAAGGGGUGUUGCGUGGGGCCGAAGAAACGUGUGGUGACUUUGAGGCAGACGUUGUUGAAGCAGACUUCUAGGGUUGCGUUGGAGGAGAUUAAGCUUAAGUUUAUUGAUACAGCGUCCAACGGUGGACACGGUCGUUUCCAGACUGGUGAAGAGAAGGCUAGGUUCUAUGGUAGAGUCAAGGCUUAGAUUUUUAUUUUUCAAAUCCCAUAAAUACUUUGUUUCGAGUCUCUUUCUUUGUUGGCCAUUUUGACUUUUGACAUCCUAUUCCGUUUUGGUUAUGUGACUUUGAUUUUCAACUGA
This is a messenger RNA of Raphanus sativus (radish), 1526 nucleotides long. RefSeq names its product 60S ribosomal protein L3-2. Gene Ontology annotation, cellular component: cytosolic large ribosomal subunit; ribosome. Gene Ontology annotation, molecular function: structural constituent of ribosome; RNA binding. The transcript has 3 exons. Gene Ontology annotation, biological process: translation; ribosomal large subunit assembly. The record is from RefSeq and is a predicted model, not a curated record. Bases 69 to 1412 code for a protein of 447 amino acids. NCBI's taxonomy places the organism in Eukaryota, Viridiplantae, Streptophyta, Magnoliopsida, Brassicales, Brassicaceae.